AUGUCUACUGAAAAGAAAGUCCAAGAACAAGAAGCUGUCCUCAAGAUCAGAAUCACUUUGGUUUCCACCAAAGUCAAGCAAUUGGAAAAGGUUUCCAACAACAUCAUCUUGAACGCUACCAGACACAACUUGGUCAAGAAGGGUCCAGUUAGAUUGCCAACUAAGGUCCUUACCAUCAACACCAGAAAGACUCCAAAUGGUGAAGGUUCUAAGACUUGGGAUCACUACGAAUUGAGAAUCCACAAGCGUGUCAUUGACUUGCACGCCCCAGCUAACAUUGUUAGAAAGAUCACCCAAAUCACCAUUGAACCAGGUGUGGAUGUCGAAGUCACUGUUGCUGCUUAA
Messenger RNA from Saccharomycopsis crataegensis, 345 nucleotides. It is a transcript of the gene RPS20, whose product is annotated as 40S ribosomal protein uS10 RPS20. Gene Ontology annotation, cellular component: ribosome; cytosolic small ribosomal subunit. Gene Ontology annotation, biological process: translation. The transcript has a single exon. NCBI's taxonomy places the organism in Eukaryota, Fungi, Ascomycota, Saccharomycetes, Ascoideales, Saccharomycopsidaceae. The coding region runs from base 1 to 345 and encodes 114 amino acids. Gene Ontology annotation, molecular function: structural constituent of ribosome; RNA binding. The record is from RefSeq and is a predicted model, not a curated record.